Messenger RNA from Sceloporus undulatus (fence lizard), 1317 nucleotides. Its product is annotated as peroxisomal membrane protein 11C-like. Bases 410 to 955 code for a protein of 181 amino acids. The record is from RefSeq and is a predicted model, not a curated record. Gene Ontology annotation, biological process: peroxisome fission. Gene Ontology annotation, cellular component: peroxisomal membrane. The transcript has 3 exons. NCBI's taxonomy places the organism in Eukaryota, Metazoa, Chordata, Lepidosauria, Squamata, Phrynosomatidae.
UUGGGGUCUCUUCCAACUCUACAAUUCUAUGAGUCUCCAUCUUGCUUGGUCUCCCCUCUAGCUCUCAGGGCAGAGAAUGCUCCUCUCAGGCCCCCAAGAUCCUUUUAUUAACCAAGGAGGAACUCUGGGGGUUGAACCAAGGGUCCUUGUAUGCAAAAUGGGCAGAGCCCCCUCCCCACUCAAGCCUUUGGCUUCCAGAGCCUUCCCUUUGUUUGCCCUUCAACCUACAGCAGUGUUCCCUGGCAAAAAAAAAAAAUUCUGAGUGUUAGGCAAUUUUAGAGGCAGGAAUUAUAGUUUACAUUUUAUGCCUUCUCUGGCCAUUUCCCCCCAAGAAAGUGCCCAGCAAGGCGGUGAAUUACCUUUGUUUUAUUUAGUCAUGGCAAAAUGUAGUUCAACGUAGGGAUUACUUAUGUUGGAAUGCUGUGAAAGUCAUGGGAAUGGGUUCGCCUCGGGAAGUAGCUUUCCAGGCUUGGAUCCUCAUCCUCAUCCCUCUCACUGUGCGCCACAGGAGGAAGAUGCUGCCGUCCGCUGGCUCUCUGUCCUCAACAACCUCGCCGACCAGCUGUACUAUCCCUGCGAGCACAUGGCCUGGGCCGCAGAUGCCAAAAUAAUCUGUGCCAACUCCAGCAAGUGGUGGGCCAUCAGUACGGCCCUCUGGGGGACAUCGCUGCUCCUGGGCAUUGCCCGCUCUCUGAGAAUUUUAUCCCAGCUGAGAAGAAAGCAGAAGAAAGAGCCCAGCAGGGAGACCUUGCAGAAGGUGAAGGCUCAAGCAAGGGCUGAAGCUUUGACCAUCAUCAGCAACCUGGCUGACUUCUCCAAUGCCAUCCACUGGAUGCCUCCUGGGGUGCUGUGGGCCGGGAAAUUCCCCCCGUGGCUUGUGGGCCUGAUGGGGACCCUGUCCUCCCUCAUUGGGAUCCAUCUCACCUAUGCAGCAGGCAGAGGUGGGGUGGCAUGAUGAAAGGGCAGCGCUGGCACACACAGCGGCAAAGAUUGGAUUGCCUUGGCGCACCUUCCGAAGAAACCAAGGUGAUAAUCACUAAGAGGGUAAUUCUGCUGCUAGAGGCCUGGGUGCUGCAAACCCAGCCUUUCUGUCCAGGAAGAAAUACUGGGGUGGCUGCUUCUGUCUGUAUCCUCCACCUUUUGGGAACCUCAACUUGUGGGGAGACUGGCACUAAGGUGUUGGUGGGGGAGAGCCCACACUAAGGGCACAAAUCCAGCAGAGACCCCUUCCACCUCACACAGAAGACAGGGCCAAAUGCAUGUAUAGCUUUGUAAAUGGGGAACAAUCAGGGUCAGUAAUAAAACUAUGAGAAAAUG